Molecule: messenger RNA, 546 nt
Organism: Venustampulla echinocandica
Lineage: Eukaryota; Fungi; Ascomycota; Leotiomycetes; Helotiales; Pleuroascaceae
Exons: 2
Coding region: 1-546 (181 amino acids)
Biological process (GO): translation
Cellular component (GO): ribosome
Molecular function (GO): structural constituent of ribosome
Source: RefSeq, a predicted model, not a curated record
AUGUCGUUAUCCUGCCAAACUGCAGUACGAAGCUGCGCCCGUACUCUUCUCUCCUCCUCAUCCCUCCGCGUUUCAACAGUAUGCCUGGCACAGCGGAGGAAUCCAACAUCCUCAAAACGAUGGUCGUCUACCGAGGCAGCUGUGAACCCAAAGAUCUCAGGAAUCGUGGAUCAGAUCAGUCAAUUGACUUUGUUGGAAACUGCCGACUUGGUUACUAGUCUAAAGUCACGUCUCAAUAUCCCCGACAUGCCAAUGGGAGGAUUUGCUGCUGCUGCUGCACCAGCCGCUGCCGCUCCCGUCGAGGAAGAAGCAGCCCCGGCACAACAAGAAAAGACGCUCUUCAAUCUGAAGCUGGAAUCGUUCGACGCGGGCGCGAAGCCAAAGAUUAUUAAGGAGAUUAAGGGCAUGUUGGGGUUGAGUUUGGUGGAUAGUAAGAAGUUUGUCGAGAGCGCGCCGAAGUUGAUGAAGGAGGCGGUGCCAAAGGAGGAAGCCGAGAAGAUCAUCGCUGCAUUGAAAGCUCUGGGUGGUGUUGUCACGAUGGACUAG